GGGUGGGGUCACGGCGGUGCAUGCCGGGACGGCAGUGCGGGAUGGGGACUGUGGCAGGGAGCGGAGCAGCCAGGAUCCGAACCACCAACACCCGCGACAAAAACACCCAAGCACCGCGUUAGGAUGACCCACAGACUGCAUCCCCCGCUUUGUACACGACCACGGAACCCUGAAGCCGCCCGAGGUAGCAAAAUGCGCGCCCUGGAGUCGCUCUGAUGCCGCCCUGAAGCGGCGAUUUGUGGUGCGGUGCUGCGGACUUGUGGAGGGGUGACUAGUGUGUAUAUAUACGGAGGGAAAAGCCCGCCGCGGUUUCCCUGGGAUUUUUACGUUGUACAGACCUCGCAUCAUCAUUUCCUAUCGUUUCGUCCCUACGUAAAUUUGUUGACCUCUAAUACACGGAUCGUAAGUUCUCAUUCAAAUGGUGGACAUAAUGAUGUGCGACGUGAUGCCCACGAUUUCCGAAGACUCGAUCUCCCAGCGCGGCUCGCUGGCCGGCGGAGAUGAUGCCAAUUUUGAACAACUGAUGGUCAACAUGCUGGACGAGCGAGACAAGCUUCUGGACAGCUUGCGCGCCACUCAAGAAAGCCUAGCGACCACCCAGUCCACCAUGAAGGAGCUACAACAGGAAAGAGACUCACUACAGAGGCAACUCCAGUCUAGUCUACCUCAGGAGAGUUCACAUCUGGAAUUUGCUGCACUGACGAAGGAGCUGAACAUGUGUCGUGAGCAUUUAUUGGAAAGAGAGGAGGAGAUCUCUGAACUCAAGGCCGAGCGCAACAACACCAGGUUACUACUAGAGCACCUGGAGUGCCUUGUGUCUCGCCACGAGCGCUCCUUGCGGAUGACGGUGGUCAAGCGGCAAUCCCAGAAUCCCGCAGGGGUGUCCAGUGAGGUAGAGGUUCUCAAGGCUCUGAAGUCACUAUUUGAGCAUCAUAAAGCUCUGGAUGAAAAAGUACGAGAAAGACUUAGAGUAGCACUAGAAAGAGUAGCAGCACUAGAAGAGGAGGUGGCCAACAAAAACUCUGAGCUUGAUGGGCUACGUGGGCAGAAAAUGGUGGAGAAGGGCGGAGACGAAGGCGAUAGCACGGUCGAGAAGAUGGAGGAUGGAGAGCAAACGCAGGAGACGACCAGAACCAAUAGUUUACCUGGAAAGCGUCUGUCAAAUGGGUCAAUAGAUCCAGACGAUCACGUGAGCCGUGUUGUCGAACUCCAGGACACGCUGGAGAAGCAGAAUGCGGACCUGAAGGCGGCGCGGGACCGGGUGAGCGAGCUGGCGGGACAGAUCUCCGGGCUGGAGGACAGCCUCCAGCAGGCACAGCGAGACCUGGUCAAGUCCUCCGAGUCGGCCGCCAAGCAGCAGAGAGACUUGCGAGAAGCCAUGGCGCAGAGGGAAGAUGAGGAGAGAAUCACGACGCUGGAGAAGCGAUACCUCAGCGUGCAGCGGGAAGCCACGUCCAUGCACGACCUCAACGACAAGCUGGAGACGGAGCUGGCCAACAAGGACUCGGCGCUCAAGCAGUCCGAGGACAAGGUGCACCAGCUACAGGAGCGUCUGGAGCUGGCGGAACAGUCGCUGUCGCAGCUGUCCCGCCGCGCCGACCAACUGCCAGGCGUCGAGGCAGAGCUGGCAAAGCGAGACGCAGCCCUCACUCAGGCUGAGGAGCGUCACGGAACAGUAGCGGAACGGCUGGCUCACCUGGAGGACCAGCUGGAGGAGACCACAAUGGAACUCACCAGGGCACGCCAGCGGGAGAAGAUGAAUGAGGAGCACAAUGCACGUUUGUCAGAGACAGUUGAUAAGCUGUUGACAGAGUCCAACGAGCGUCUGCAACUUCACUUGAAAGAGAGGAUGUCAGCCCUAGAUGACAAGAAUUCGUUAACUCAGGAAUUAGAGUUUACUAGAAAGAGAUUGGAAGAAACUCAACUAGAAAAGGAAAAACUAUUAGAAGAAAUAGAUAAAGUAAAGAAUGAUGGAGAAUUUAGAAAGGCCCACAAUGCAGGUAGAACCAUGACUGAUGGAAGAAGCCUUCCAGACUUAAGUGCAAGGUAUCCUCUGAGUCCCAACAUCGUGGUGGGAGGGCAGGCGGACGGCAGCACGGUCCCCCGCAGACCCACCCCAGGGCGCUACAGGGCUGACCCAAGUAGAGUGCAGACGCUUAACGAGCAGGAGUGGGAGAAGGCAGAGCAGGCCACGGUCCUUGCCAACGUGCAGCAGGCCUUCGAGAGCGAUUCCGAGUUCGGCAUUGAGGAGGAGGACGAGGACGUGUACAGCGCGGUCGAUCUGCUCUCUCCCAGCGGACACACGGACGCGCAGACCCUGGCGCGAAUGUUGCAGGAGCAGUUGGACGCUAUCAACAAUGAAAUUAGAACAUUAUCACUUUCCUCAACCAGACUGAUCCAGGAGGAAAAGGAGUCGACGGAGCAGCGGGCGGAAGAGAUCGAAAGUCGCGUGCAGUCAACCUUUGACCUGGGAAGCAUCGGGCGGCUGAGGUCUGAGCGCCUCGGCUCGACCUCUCCCUCCGGGAGCGGGAGGUCCACUCCCAAGCUUCCACGGAGCCCAGCGGUAGACGCUCAGGGUGGGGAUGGAGCAGGAAACCAGUCUCCGGGGUCGGGCGGGGGCUUCGGUCUCCCCACAGCCACAUCCCUGUCCAGCGAGUCCUCAAACACCAGCUCUCAGUCACCAGCAUCUUCCAAAGAGGACAGCAAGGAGGAACGGUCCAUCAAGUGUGAGUCCAGCCCGCCAACACCACGUUCCCUACAGCUGGACAGAGUGGCCGCUGCGCUGGCGGCGCACAGCAGUGAAGACGUUAGGAGCAGCGGGGACAGCCAAUCCACCCCGUCUCCCCUCAGUUCCACCAACUCCUCUCAGGACUCCCUCCACAAGCAGCCGCCCAAGAAGCGCGGCAUCAAGAGCUCCAUCGGCCGCCUCUUCGGCAAGAAGAAGGGGGAGGGGGGCAAGAUGGCGUCCAACAGCAAGGAGCUGCUGGGCGGUGGGGAGGCCGACAUGUCCCAGGAUGCAAUGGGGCUGGGCGUGGGGCCAGGCCAGAAGAGAGAGAUGGAGAGGAGGCUGAAAAAGAAUGGGAAUGGCCAGAUGCGGACGUCUGAAAAAUAUGAACUCUUAGAAGAAGCUCGUCGAUCAGGGUUGCCAUUCGCACUGUGGAACGGGCCCACAAUAGUGGCCUGGUUAGAGCUGUGGGUGGGCAUGCCUGCGUGGUACGUGGCGGCGUGCAGGGCCAACGUGAAGAGCGGCGCCAUCAUGUCGGCUCUGUCGGACCAGGAGAUCCAGCGUGAGAUCGGCAUCUCCAACCCGCUCCACCGGCUGAAGCUGCGACUGGCCAUCCAGGAGAUGGUGUCGCUCACCUCGCCCUCCGCCCCCUCCACCUCCCGCACGACCACAGGGAAUGUCUGGGUUACUCGCGAGGAAAUGGAAAGCGAAAACCAGGCCAUACCAGCCUUCACGAAACUUGACCAUUUAAUAGAACAACUCUCUGCCCUGGAAGAAGAACCCACAAACCCAGACCAUCUUGUAUCCCAAGCAAUAGAGCAGAGAGACUUGAAGACACUAGCGUAUGGGGACAUGAACCAUGAGUGGAUCGGGAACGAAUGGUUGCCGUCGCUGGGGCUUCCGCAGUACCGGAGCACGUUUAUGGAGUGCUUGGUGGAUGCGCGAAUGCUGGACCACCUCACCAAAAAGGACCUGAGGGGCCAGCUGAAAAUGGUGGACAGUUUUCACAGAACUAGCUUGCAGUACGGCAUCCAGUGCCUAAAAAGAUUGAACUACGACCGCAAAGAACUGGAAAGACAAAGGGAGGAUAGCAAUAAUGAAGUUAAAGAUGUCCUUGUGUGGACCAAUGAGAGAGUGAUUCGAUGGGUGCAAUCGAUUGGGCUGCGAGAGUACGCCUCCAACUUGAUAGAAAGCGGUGUCCACGGCGCGCUGAUCGCUCUGGAUGACAGUUUUGACCACAAUAGCAUGGCACUGGCACUGCAGAUACCUACGACAAACCAGCAGGAUGAUAUAGAGCCCAUGGGCCGAUUUGAUGGAAACCAAGGGCUUCCAAAUGCUCUGAUGGCACGGCAGGUUCUAGAAAGAGAAUUCAACUCCUUGCUCGCCCUUGGGACAGACAGGAGACCACUAGAGGGUGACGGUAACUUCAAACGGCAGCCAUCUUGGAGAAGGAGAUUACGGCCCAAAGAAGUUGGCGGUAUGAAGGAGAGGGAGGCUGUUAUGGCCGGCGCCGACGGGACGGGAACACUGCCAUCCAACUUCCGUAUCCGCGGCCCACAACCCAUGUCCACAUCACCUGGCUCUAGAAGACAUCAGAGAGAUGGUCACCCCGCAGAGAUGACUUGAUGGUACGGUCCAUCCUGUGUGCCCGAUCACACAUCAGCUACACAGGACGGGGCGGGCGUGGGCAUGGCGUCGCCAUGGACACCAGCCACGCCCGACCCCCCGCGGUGACAACAUUUUCGAAAAACCAUGUAAACAACACACAACCAAUGGCGACAACCGUGUACAGUUCUACUCUUCCAUGCCCCCCUCCCCUCCGCCCGGGGGUUUUCUCGGGCCCAUUUUUGUGAAUAUUGAAAUACUUGUACUUAAUUAACGACCGUGUUCUGCUUGCCACGUGCGUGAUGAGUCCUCCGUGCUGUAUUAUUGUGACAUUUCACCCGAGCGAUCGUGUAGAGCUAUAGCUGAUCGAGGAACAAGACUGUCACUUUUUCCGUCAGUACUUGGCGUUUAGGGGAUUGAACAAAAGUAAAGGGCUUCUUCCUCAGUACAUAGACAAGCCCCGAAAAGUCCCUGUAUUUAAAUAUCGUAGAUCCUUAUGAGAGGAGAGUGUAACAAUAAGACGACCCAGAAUUUUUGUAGAUGAAGUCAACAGAUGAGUAGUAGUUUCCACCCCUCCGCAGAAGACAUCCUGGCUUAGUACAGCCGUCAAGCUGAUUCUGCUCAGAAGUCCUUGGCAAGAAGAGAACCGAACCUGGACCGCGACUUUUGCAAUUGUUCUUGGUGACGUGUUGCUCAGGUGGCGUCACCUCCAAGUGGCUACAUGCAGCGAAAAAGAGAGCUCUAGUGAAAGUUACAACAACUAGACUGUAGGAAGACCUUGAUGACGAUCAGAACAGGACCAAGGCUCCGGCCCCAUCGCUGACUGAAGUGUGGAGGAUGACGCGUAGGAAGCAUUCGAGGGACUUCUGGUUCAGAGGAACGUCCUGUUUCACAGUCCACAUCUACAGUGUUAAUACUAGACUUGAUGUCGCAGUGUCCCUUCUCAUGACAGCGGAGACGUGAUCUUCUGACACCCCUCGCCCUCUGCAAGACUGACCUGCCGUGAAACCGACAUUUGGUUACAUCAGUUUAGAACCAUUUGUCUCCGGUGGGAUUUGGACCGGUCCACUCAUGUGGAGGGGGUUUACGGAAUGGCGCAACAACCAAAAAAGGGGCGGAAUCAAAACGUAGAGCUAUUUGUAGACAACUGAUGUUUUGUUUGUCCAUCAUGCAUAGCUAGUGACGUGUAUGUCUAAAUCAUGUAGUCCCCCACCCCACCCCAACACCCUUUUCACCCCAGAUUUGUAAAUUACUCUGCAAUCUGUAGCUAUAGUAGUCAUGAUAAUUCUCAAGAAACGUAAUAGCAAUAACCCCCCCCCCUUCUUAGUAAUGGGAUGUACUCUUCCCUUGGUCUGCAUCGUUUAUUUAUAUGCAAAAAAAAGGAUGUCUUCUACCCGAUAAUGUAGCCAGGCCAGGAUUCUCUGUAAUUUGUGUAAGUAUAUGAUAUAUUUGGCUCCAUUUUUGUAUGAAAAAUAACAUUAUAUUCCAAACAGUUAAUAUAUACUCAUUUGAAAUAUCUCUCCAUGUAUAGUUCAGAAUGUGUUCAGACAGUGGGCAGUUGCAGCUAUGACUUUUCCCCCCGUUAUGAAGACAUUGGAAGGACAGAUGGCUAAAGGACAACGGUUCUCUCUGGUUCACCCUGCUGUUUUUGGCCCCACCCAAAGAGCGGAGCCAUUUAGGCCUGUUGUCUCAGUGCAAGGCUGUAUUGUAGUACUAAUGAGAUACCUAUUCUUUAUGUGGAUAGGCACUCAUUACUGUAGACUGGAAGGGUAUGUGACAGUUUCGCUAGAAAAAUCGUGGUUUUCCUUGAUGUUUUAGGCACAGCACGGGCAUUCACGUAAACUGCGUGCUGCAUUCUUCUGGUGCUGUCUAAAUGUAUCAUUGGUCAGUUCAAACCACAAACAGGGUACAAAAGAAAUAGGUCAAGCCAUUUUCUAAACAAACAAAUUGUAUUGUGGGGUUCCUUGCUGUGGCUGAGACAUGUAGCCGUGUGUACAUCUGCCUCCUGUUGUGACCCACUCAACAGCUCCUCCUAGGAGAGGUGAACGGUAUUGCAAUAUUCCGAUUGUUGCACAUUUUCAUUCGAUGUGUAAGAAGGUUCCCGCUAGUCAUGACUUUAGCACUGCUCCUGUUUGGAAUCAAAAAUACAUUUUCUUUUUUCAUUUGAAAAAAAAGGAUACCUGGAAGUUUUUCCCCGUAUUUCGUCUUGGGACCACUACUUCAGCUUGUAGCUGGCUGUACUUUCACUAUAGAUGGAAAAUGCCGUACAUUAAACAUGUUCAGCACUGUGUGCUAGAUACGCGGGUAUGUAAAGGAGAAAGGAAGAAUUUCUCUCAAAGGGAAAGUUAGGUGUAAGGUUGUUGGAGGUAUGAAGGUGUUUUGUCGACCCCAAAUUUUUUACAUUGGUCUUUUAGGGAACAAACAGGAGCAUGCUUCAUUUAUAAAGACUCGUAGUCUAGUAAGAAAUGUACAGAGAUUUCAAAAAAUAGAGGUUACAUACAAUAGAUGUCUUUACAGUGUCCCUAUACCAUGAAAUUGUACAGUAUAGCAGAUGAUGAUCUUGGAUAAUUGUGAGAGAAUGAAGAAAAAACAAUUAGCUGCUCAAAGAUGUGUUGUUCCGUGAAUCCCCCUUGUGUUUCGACAUCAGGAGUUAGAGGGAGCCACCAUGGUGUAGCAGUGUACGGUCAUGCUUGUUGGAAAGUGUGGACUGGUUACUAGUGCUGUGUUCACACACACUUGUGUGGAUGGGUCUGCAGAGCUGGAAAUGUGUUUGCAAGAUGUUGUCUUGGCCAAAAAAUUCUACUACUACUACUACUACUUUCACAAUACCUGAACGUGGCGUCCCAAUUUUCAGCCGCAAUUUUCCUGUUGCCACGAAGCACUCAACAUGUACAAAAUUCUAUGCCUGUGCUCUUCGCAAGUCCUAUUGUAAACCACUCCAUGAAAUUGGCAACAAUUCUAUAGAUGUUUCUUGUAGCAACAAAAUGAAAUGAUGGGAUAAGAAACCCUGAAUUUGAUGAGAGCUUUUCAUAGAAUCACGACCCAGAACAAGACUCCCAGUCAAAAACAUAUUUCUUGGCCUGUCCAUAAGUAGUACGUACUGCCACUUGAGAGCAUGUUUGUUGAGGGGGAUGACUGAAUGGUGGCUCCCCAUUGGUCAGACCUGCAGCUGCCCACGUAUAGUAGACAGAGUAGGAAGUACAAGACUGGCACUCGUCAGAAUGCAAUGACAUGCUUUAUACAUCAUGUAUCAUAACUAUACAGAAUAAAUCCAAACAGUAAGUUAUUGUUUGUAAAGUCA
Molecule: messenger RNA, 7631 nt
Organism: Branchiostoma floridae (Florida lancelet)
Lineage: Eukaryota; Metazoa; Chordata; Leptocardii; Amphioxiformes; Branchiostomatidae
Product: liprin-alpha-2-like
Biological process (GO): synapse organization
Cellular component (GO): presynaptic active zone
Molecular function (GO): protein binding
Source: RefSeq, a predicted model, not a curated record